GAACUCAACUCACUCUCACAGAUAAACCAAAGUCCCAUCUCUUCUUCAUAAUAUAGCCUUUCAACCAAAUCACAGUCUUUUUUUCUGAUCAAUGGCUUCUUAUGCUAUGUCUCUCCAAUCCAUCUCUCUGACAAGUCUCAACAACCUCUCUUGGAAUCACCAAUCUCAUCGUAGCUCCCUUCUCAGCUUCUCUAAAUCCUUCCAGAAUCUUGGGAUCUCAUCCAAUGGUCAAGAUUUCUCCUCUCGUUCAACUUUCACUCCCAAGAACCUCACUAUGUCUCAAGCUCUCUCCAAGAACUCUGGAGAUACUGAACAUUCUAGACCAAGUAAAGUUCAAGAACUGAACGUGUACGAGAUCAACGAACUAGACCGACACAGCCCAAAAAUCCUUAAAAAUUCAAUUAGCCUAACGUUCCGUCUCGGCGAUCUCGUCCCAUUCACCAACAAAAUCUACACCGGAGACCUCAAGAAGCGCGUGGGAAUCACCGCAGGUCUCUGCGUCGUGAUCCAACACGUCCCGGAGAAGAAAGGUGAACGGUUCGAAGCCACUUACAGCUUCUACUUCGGUGACUACGGCCACUUGUCCGUACAAGGACCGUACCUGACCUACGAGGACUCGUUCCUCGCCAUUACCGGUGGCACUGGGAUCUUUGAAGGUGCUUAUGGUCAAGUCAAGCUUCAACAGCUCGUGUAUCCGACAAAACUGUUCUACACUUUCUACCUAAAGGGUCUUGCUGGUGUUUUGCCGGCAGAGCUCACUGGAACUCCUGUUCCUCCGUCGAAGGACGUGAAGCCUGCGCCUGAUGCUAAGGCAUUGAAGCCUAGUGGAGUUAUUAGUAACUUCACUAAUUAAAUUCUUAAAGUUAGUUUUUUUGCUUAUAUAUAUAUUUUCUAAUAGA
Messenger RNA from Raphanus sativus (radish), 899 nucleotides. Its product is annotated as allene oxide cyclase 2, chloroplastic. NCBI's taxonomy places the organism in Eukaryota, Viridiplantae, Streptophyta, Magnoliopsida, Brassicales, Brassicaceae. The transcript has 2 exons. The coding region runs from base 92 to 853 and encodes 253 amino acids. Gene Ontology annotation, molecular function: allene-oxide cyclase activity. Gene Ontology annotation, biological process: jasmonic acid biosynthetic process. The record is from RefSeq and is a predicted model, not a curated record.